This is a messenger RNA of Nicotiana tabacum (common tobacco), 992 nucleotides long. NCBI's taxonomy places the organism in Eukaryota, Viridiplantae, Streptophyta, Magnoliopsida, Solanales, Solanaceae. The record is from RefSeq and is a predicted model, not a curated record.
AUGCAGGGGGUUUUCUAUGUCGAAAUCGGUCUUUAUGACGCAGGCGACAGGAACGAUCUCGUGAAGGGUCGGCACUUUGUCGCUGGUCGGACGGGAGGAAGAGAAAGAAGCCUUUUCUUUUUGAAGAACUGUUUUAGAGGUUUUGCCAUGGUUCAUACUUUGCUUUUCUAUUUUCUGGGGUUUUAUUGUAUGGCAACGAGGAGGAACAAAAAUAUACAAGCCAAGCUGAAAAAAUUCGCNGGCACUGGAAAAACCAGUUUAGUGUUAAGAUUUGUCAAAGGACAAUUCUUUGACUUCCAGGAGCCAACAAUUGGAGCAGCCUUCUUUACUCAGCUACUUUCUCUAAAUGAAGCAACCAUCAAGUUUGACAUAUGGGACACUGCAGGACAAGAGCGGUACCACAGUUUAGCUCCCAUGUACUACCGUGGUGCAGCAGCUGCUGUUGUAGUCUAUGAUAUCACUAGCAAGGAUUCAUUUGAAAGAGCUAAAAAGUGGGUGCAACAGCUCCAAAGACAAGGAAAUCCAAAUUUGGUGACUGUUUUAGUGGCCAAUAAGGCUGACUUGGAUUCAGAAAGAAUGGUGGACAAUGAGGAAGGAGACCAAUAUGCUAAAGAGAAUGGCUUGCUAUUCUUUGAAACGUCAGCAAAAACUGCUCAGAAUAUAAACGAGCUCUUCCAUGUAAUAGCAAAGAGAUUAGCUAGUGCUGCCCCAGCUCGCCUAGGUGGAAUGAAACUAGGCAGCACAACAGGGGAAGGAGAGAGGAGACUAUUCUGUUGCUCUGCAUGAGAUUACAUUACAGUGAGUUCUUAUACGUACUAUGUUUAUUUUGCAAUGGUCAUGGGAUGGUAAUUCUGUACUGAAUGUGCAGUGUUCAUACGAUUCCUUGUCCUUUUGCAUCAUAUAAAAAUCAGAAAGAUGUGAUGCAUCAUUGUUGAUCGGUGCUUUAUCCUACAGGAGAUACAUGAUAUAUAAUUCCUGCAAAGUAAUGAUUA